This is a messenger RNA of Camelina sativa (false flax), 522 nucleotides long. The record is from RefSeq and is a predicted model, not a curated record. NCBI's taxonomy places the organism in Eukaryota, Viridiplantae, Streptophyta, Magnoliopsida, Brassicales, Brassicaceae.
AUGAAGACUGCGACGAAUCCAGAGAUACUUGAGGAGGUUGACGACGAAGGAUGUGGAAGUGAUGAUUUGGUGGAUGAUGUUUAUGUGGCGGAGCAAAUUGGCUUAGAUGGUGGUGUUUCAGAGAGACCCUCAAGAACCAGUGAGCUCAAUCUCUCCUUUGAAGGAGAGGUCUUUGUCUUCCCUGCUGUCACACCUGACAAGGUGAAAACUGUUCUCUUGCUAUUGGGAGGGCGUGAUAUACCUACUGCUGUUCCAACACUUAAACUUCCAUUUGAGAAUAGCAGGGGUGUAGGUGAUAAUCCCAGGCGGUCAAAUCUGUCAAGACGACUAGCUUCUCUAGUUAGGUUCCGUGAGAAGCGUAAGGAAAGAUGUUUUGACAAGAAAAUUAGAUAUACUGUGCGAAAAGAAGUUGCGCAGAGGAUGCAUCGUAAGAAUGGACAUUUUGCUUCCGUUAGAGAUGGUUCAGGUGAUUCGAACUGGGAAACUAGCCAGAGUGGCCUUCAAGAUGGCACAUUUCACUAG